Beauveria bassiana ARSEF 2860 is the source of this 609-nucleotide messenger RNA. RefSeq names its product isochorismatase hydrolase. NCBI's taxonomy places the organism in Eukaryota, Fungi, Ascomycota, Sordariomycetes, Hypocreales, Cordycipitaceae. Bases 1 to 609 code for a protein of 202 amino acids. The transcript has 2 exons. The record is from RefSeq and is a predicted model, not a curated record.
AUGCCGCGCACUGCCCUCUUUGUCAUUGACAUCCAAAACGAGCUCGCCGGGCAUCCACAGACCGAGGUGCCCGGCGCCGCGCGCAUCCGCACCGCCGGCUCGCAGAUCCUCCGCAUCAGCCGCGCCCUCGCCGAUGCCGCCGCCGCUACACCCCCGGAAGAACAGCAAAAUCCCGCUCUAACUGUCUUUGUGCAGCAUGAAGAGAGCCCCGAGAGCGGUGGCACGCUCCUCCGCGGCGCUGAGCCAUGGAAGCUCGUCUUUCCGCCGCGCGAGGAUGCCGUAGACGAGAUUCUCGUCGCCAAGACGACUCAAAAUACAUUCGAGUCGAACCCAGACUUCGCAGACCGGCUGCAAAACGCAGGCGUGGACCACAUCAUCGCUUUCGGCCUGCAGAGCGAGUGCUGCGUGGCCGAGACGUGCAAGGGCGCGCUGGCAGCGGGUUUCAGGCUGACGAUAUUGCAGGGCGCGCACUCCACGUAUGAUGAAAAGCAGAAGACGGCGGCGGACAUUGAGAGGCAGAUUGAGGAGAUGCUGGUGAGCCGCGGCGCAGAGGUGGUGCCUUGGGAGAACGCAGUGUCGCGGUGGGAAACGGCGGGUGUUGUGUGCUAA